Porites lobata is the source of this 2580-nucleotide messenger RNA. Lineage: Eukaryota; Metazoa; Cnidaria; Anthozoa; Scleractinia; Poritidae. The record is from the annotation of a GenBank genome assembly.
AUGCAAUAUUGUGCAGGUUAGUGACACUGGGGUUGAGGGGUUUGUACCAGAAAAUAGAAGAAAAGUCAAUGUUACUGAGAAUUUGUAAUUACAUAUAACAACAAGUGCUCAAAAGAAAAAUAGAAUACCUUAUUAUUUAUUUGAUAAAGUGCUCAACCUCAAGUAACUGCCCACCUCCAAUAACCCUCCACCUUAUAGGCAGAAAAAAAGUGAAUUAUCUCCUAACCUCAAAUAAGUGCCUACCCCAUACCAGCUAGAUUGAAAAAGAGUAAGUUCUGCGAAAUUAAGAGACCAAGUUUUCUUAGUACAGUAUUUUAAAGAAAUUUUCAAUGAACAGUUAAAAAUCUGCUUUGGAACUCAAACAAAAUUACUCUAUCUCCAACAAAAUUACUUUUGGUGAAAACUUUGCAAAUCAUUAAACACCCAGCCCAAAUACACAUAUUAACCCAUUCGCCCCUGAACCGCCCGUAACCGCCCGUGCGGAUCCAGGUCCUUUCUACCCUUUGUGACGUCAUCAGUUUUAACGGUCAAGGACAACUUUCUUCGCACACGUGUGCAGAGUGAAGAGAUCUUUCAAACUGAUCCAGAUGCAAAAUCCAAAACGCGUUUUUCGGCAAAAUCUCCAGGAGCGAAUGGGUUAAAGUGAUCAAUGUGAAUAAUAACCCACUCUCAAGGUGCAAAACUUUAGUGAGCACCCAGGCAAGGCACUUAAUCAAAUAAAUAUGGUAUUUUGUUUUGGGACCUCUUUAUUGGAGUGGUACAUGCAGUCGCGUUUUCCAGUAGGUGUAGUGCUUGAUUUAUAAACACACAAGCUGUUUUAUGAAAACUGCAUUGACAAAAUAGAUUUGCAGUUAUUGAGAAUCUAUUUUAUACCAAUACAGCAUUACAUUUCAUUUCACCCUUCAUUAAUUCGGCUUUGAAUUUUCAAAAACACUGUAUCGCAGCUCCAGGUUUUGUCCAAAUUACCUUUAGUCAAAAUUUUUUGUGCAUUUAAGAUAGACAAUAUUAUUUUGAACUACUGUGCAAAUUAACCUUUUAAAAAAAUAAUGUAUGAAAUAGCUGUACGUAUGAUCUGAAGAUAGUUUAUCUACAGUGUAUAUGUAAACUGCUUUUAAUAGAGCUUUUUACCAAUACAGCAGCCAUAUUGAAUUAAUUCGAUUUAAGGAGUAUUAUAGGAUGCCCUGGGGGCAUGAGCACAUUUAGUUUGUAUUUUGGAGUGCUUUUCAGGACAUUUUUUCGUAAAGUUUUCUUAGAAUAAGAUUGUAAUGGGAAAAAAGAUUCUUGUGCCCUGUUUGGAUGUAAUAAUGAUCGCCUUUUUCUAGUUUAGCAUUAGAAAUAUGGUCUUUCACCGUAUAUUUCUCGGGAAAAAGGUGAUCAUGAUUACAUCCAAACACGGCACAAGGAUCUUUUUUCCCAUAAGAAUCUUAUUCUAAGAAAACUUUAAGAAAAAAAUGUCCCGAAAAGCGCUCCAAAAUACAAGCGAAAUGUGCUCAUGCCCCCUGGGAAUCCUAUAAUACUCUUUAAAUUGAAUUAAUUCAAUAUGGCCACCGUAUUGGUAAAAAGGUCUAUUAGUACCCUUAUUUUAUUCGGCUGUUGAUAAUAAUAAUGUUAUUGAGGACAAUCACCUGUCUUUUCCCUUCAAUUCCCAAUUUAUUUUUGUGCAUGCUUCACAGCAGGUAUGUCAAUGCCAGAAAUUUCAAACCCAUUGAAUUUAUUGGGUGGCAACAAGCUACCUUAAACUUCAAGGACACUUUAGAGGAUUCUUGCUGAUCUCAGCAAGACUGUUCUUUGAAGUGCAGUGCCAACUCAAUCCCAGAAUUAUUUAUGUUUUUUCAGUUAAACCUCCAGGUCUUCAGAAUAGCACCCAGUGCUCCAAAACAAAAGGGGCAACUUUUACACCUUCAUCUUCCACAAGUAGUAUCUUCAUGCCAGAUGAGGAUACUAAGUCUUGUUGACCAUACUUGUUCGAUGUCCACCCUUUUGUCACAAGGACAUGCAAUAUCAGUGAUGAGGCAAUUUUUGUUCUGUUGGUCCACACACACGAUUUCAAGGCGAUUGUGAUCUAGUUUCAUUUCUGUUUAUGUACAGAAAUCCGAAAGAAAUUUGAAAGUCUUAUUUUCCUUAACAUCACAUUAUUAUUAUCAUUAUUAUUGUUGUGGUUGAUGAUCUUAUUAUAAGCAUGGGUAUUAAAGAGGUUCAUACACAUGUACAAAAAUAAACUACCUUAACCACUAUUUUGGGCACUAAAUUGUGGUUAUUGCUCACUUUUUUCAAUGACUGUGCUUUGCAGAUUUUAGUAAAACAGAUGAAGGUGCGAACAGAUGGUUAAGGAGACCCUGCAGCAGCUAGAUGCCAGCUCCUUGAUUAAUUCUUCCAAACCCCAGAGUUUAAGGAGAUUUACCUACAAGCCAACCACCCUUUAGUUCAUAUGCAUGGCCAUUGUCGUUGAUUAGCAGUGGAGCUAGUUGUCACACCAGUACAUCCUCCUCCACUGCAGCCUCCCUCCCCACAUUCUCCUUUACUGUAAGGAGUGGCAGUGAUGAUGGACAUAGGAUGGAGAAUGGAUGGAUUACUCUCUAG